Athene cunicularia (burrowing owl) is the source of this 1291-nucleotide messenger RNA. RefSeq names its product sciellin (gene SCEL). Gene Ontology annotation, biological process: epidermis development. Gene Ontology annotation, cellular component: cytoplasm. Bases 137 to 1186 code for a protein of 349 amino acids. The record is from RefSeq and is a predicted model, not a curated record. The transcript has 16 exons. NCBI's taxonomy places the organism in Eukaryota, Metazoa, Chordata, Aves, Strigiformes, Strigidae.
ACGACAGUUCAGCUCUCUGUCUGCUUUGAUUGUACCUCACUUCCAGAUAUCUCCAGGUUGACGUAUCACACUGAGCCACAUUAGGACACUAACUUCUACCAUAUCUAGAUUCCCACAGGACACUCCACCGAACAAAAUGUCAGCUUUCAGCAUACGAAAACAGUCUCCUAAUCCAAGCGAUAAUAAGAGCCCCUCUGUUGCAAUCAAAAGCAGACAACAGGCUACUCAUGAUAUUAAUAAACGAAGGACCCUUUUGCAAGAUAACAGCUGGAUAAAGAAGAGGCCUGAAGAGGAAAGUGCUGAUGAAAACUAUGGAAGGGCUGUGCUUAGUCAAUACAAAUCCCAAGAUAGCCUACACAGUAACUCAAAUGAAAAAGAAGAUCAGAAAGCCAUACUUGGACGAUACAGGUCUGAUACUACCUUGGACAGAAUUCCAGCCAGAAGUGAUACUGAUAAAACAAAUAAGUCCCCAACUCUGAAUAAUAAGCAAAGCAACAGACAAUCAUGGACUCCUAAUGCAGCAUCCACAAACACUGCUGUGACUUCUCCAAUCAAGAAAAAAAGGCAAUCUUGGAUGCCUCCCCUGGUUUCAAGUAGUAAGACAACAGAAACAGUGGAAACCAAACGGACCACUUCAGAAGAUUCAGAGGCUCCAACAAUGGAUGCCUUUUCACCAGAACAAGUGACCUCUCAGAAAUCAAAGACUGAUGUGGACAACAAAGAUACAGCAAGGAACCAAGAUCUUGAUAACCUCAUCAAAGUGAAUCCAAGUUCUUUCACAAGUGACAAGAAGAUAACUGAGCAAACAUAUGAAAAUCAUCCAAGGGCUCCAAAUAAUCUCCCAGAAACAAACUACUCCAGUGACAGUGAAAGAAAGACCAGCAAAUCAUCAUAUCAUGCCUAUGAAGAAAAUAUAACUGGAAAUACUAUCAAAACUGUUUACUCUACUUCUGACCGGAGUAUAAUUGGAAAAGAUAUAUGUACAUACUGCAGGAAGCCUUUGGGCAUAGAUGCCAAAAUGAUCUUAGAUGCCCUGCAAAUUUGCUGUCAUUCGACUUGCUUCAAGUGUGAAGUAUGUAAAAGACCACUGGAAGAUCUGAAAGCAGGAGACAGCAUUUGGAUUUACAGACAAACUGUGCACUGUGAGCCUUGCUAUUCCAAAGUUAAAGAAAAAUGGAUCUACUAAUUCUGACAUACAAAAAGCAUGAUAAAGAAGUUCCACUAGUGUUUAGCUAAGUGUAUUGGCCUGUUAAUUCAAACCACUGUGGAAAAUGAUUUAAUUUUAUUGUUA